Molecule: messenger RNA, 959 nt
Organism: Cryptomeria japonica (Japanese cedar)
Lineage: Eukaryota; Viridiplantae; Streptophyta; Pinopsida; Cupressales; Cupressaceae
Product: reticulon-like protein B23
Exons: 4
Coding region: 110-634 (174 amino acids)
Source: RefSeq, a predicted model, not a curated record
AAUUUAGGCCGCCAGACAAUGUUAAAGUCAACCCAAAACGGCUAUGAUAACAGAGACCAGCUGCCGGCGCUUCUGAAUUGAUUGACAAAAAGUUUCAACAGAAAUUGUAAUGACGCUGGAAUUGGUUUGCAGAGUAGCGAGAAAACCAGGCAUAACACUAGUUUUAAUGGCAUGUGGGACGCUCGUAUAUUACCACUGUGCUAUUCUUCAGACCACCCUCGUUUCCCUCAUCUGUGAUGUCCUGCUUGUCAUUCUCUGCUCCUUUGCAGUCUUAGGAUUGAUGUUCCGCCAUCUGACUGUAUCGGUUCCGGUGGACCCUCUGGAGUGGCAGGUUUCGCAAGAAACCGCUAGCGGUGUUGCGGAAUUCAUGGCAAAUACUAUCGGAGCUGCAGCAUCUGUUCUCCGAGUGGCUGCUAGUGGCCGUGAUAAUAAGCUCUUUUUCAAGGCAGUUCUUGUUCUGUAUGUUCUAUCUGCUGUGGGAAGAGCAAUGUCAGGUGCUACAGUUACAUAUGCAGCAUUGUGUCUUGCCUCAAUGACAUUCUUUGUCUCAAAGUUGUUAGCUGAUGUGAGCUAUCUGCUUCCUUUUAUCAAUAGAAGAAGUGCUCAUAACACUAGUAGAGAACAAGAAAGUUGAAUUUUAUUUUAAGUAGUGGCAGGCACUUGAAAGUUGUUGAUUGUUGUGAAUUGUCUACCUCCUUUUAUCAAUACGAGUGAUGCUACUAAUAGGGCUGAAAGACAGGAAAUUUGAUUUUUGUUUGAAGUAAUGGCAGCAAAAAUUAGUUGCCUUUAACGGUGAAGGUGUAUCAUGGAGUGAGAUUAAAUUUUUCCCUGAAAAGGUGUUUCUUGGAGUCAUUCAGUUUACUAACAAUUUAUAAUUUUUUAUUGUUUUAUGCAGAAAAAUGUAAACCAUUGUCUGUAUAUACUCUUUUUUCGUUAUAAAAUAUAAAUAGUUUUGAAUU